Messenger RNA from Branchiostoma belcheri (Belcher's lancelet), 960 nucleotides. RefSeq names its product failed axon connections homolog. Gene Ontology annotation, cellular component: cytoplasm. The record is from RefSeq and is a predicted model, not a curated record. The coding region runs from base 46 to 939 and encodes 297 amino acids. Lineage: Eukaryota; Metazoa; Chordata; Leptocardii; Amphioxiformes; Branchiostomatidae. The transcript is spliced from 6 exons.
CAGGUGGUGAAAGGGAAAGUCACCCGUCAUGCCCCGCGCUCCAACAUGGCGAACUGCAACUGUUUUUUCUGCCUGCCUCCCCCUUCCGAGGGGAACUCCUGGAAAAGCACGGCCCUGUGCUUGCUGGGAGGAGCUGCCCUGGCGUCUGCUUCCAUAGUGUUCGUCAGCAGAAUCUGGGAAAAAUUCAGACAGAAAAACACGGUGUAUCCAGAAGACACAGUAGUUCUACAUCAGUUCCAGAGAGCCAAGCACAUCCCCAGUCUGUCACCCUUCUGCCUCAAACUAGAGACCUAUCUGCGCAUGCACAACAUUCCUUAUAUGACAAUACUGGACAGUCCCUUGUCUAGCAAGGGUAAGAUGCCGUGGAUCCAGUUUAACCAGCGGCGUGUGGAGGACGCGACCUUCUCCAUCAUGUUCCUCUCCGAAACCUUCCACAUCGAGGUGAACGGCAUGAGUGGUCAUGUGACCAGCCAGCAGAAGGCCAUGUCUCGUGCCGUCGUGUCCCUGGUGGAGGAGAGUCUAUACUGGACAGUGGCGUACUGCAGGUGGGUUGACCAUGUGGACCAGACUCGAGCAGAGCUGCCUUAUGACGGUGUCCUGAAGUUUGUGGUGCCAUGGAUGAUGGCGGGGAUCAUAUUACGGGAGAUGUACGCUCACGGCAUCGGCAAGAACAGCAGGGAGGAGCUGUACAGGAUUAUGGAGGAGGAUCUCAAGGCUCUGUCAGACUUACUAGGUGACCAGUCCUUUAUCCUGGGGGAGCGACCCUGCGAGGCAGACUGCUCGUUGUUCGGAGUGCUCGCUCAGAUCAUGUGGACCCUUCCAGGCACCCGGGCAGAGGCUCUGGUUAAGGGUGAGUAUAUUAACCUGGCGAACUACUGCAUCAGGAUGAGGGAACUGUUCUGGCCAGACUGGAGCAGGGUCGUCACCGAGAAACACUGACACACCAGUGCAUCAUGGGAA